AUGAACAGGGAAAAUUCAACUCAACAUCGCGAUAAUCAAACGAAACAACGGACUGACCACCGAAAUCGUCCCAACGUAGUCAUAAUGGGAGACUCCAUGAUCAAACACAUAGAGCCGGCAAAGCUCCGACAAGGGUUUAAGAGUGGAGUAACAUUCAGAACUUUUGCGGGAGCUAAAACAGAAGAUAUGAAGUACUACCUACAACCUACAUUAAAAGCUAAGCCUAGCCAUCUUAUUCUUCAUGUGGGAACUAACGACCUCUCUGGGAAAUCGCCUGAAGAGAUUGCUCAAAAUAUUUCAGAAUUGGGGAAAGCCGCGACUGAGCAAGUCCCUGGUCUCAAGCUCAGUAUAUCAGAAAUUAUAACGAGAUCCGACCGUGAAGACAAUGAUCAGAAG
Messenger RNA from Paramuricea clavata, 396 nucleotides. Lineage: Eukaryota; Metazoa; Cnidaria; Anthozoa; Malacalcyonacea; Plexauridae. The record is from the annotation of a GenBank genome assembly.